AUGAGUCAAAACAAUUGGCAAAAAAAGUUUGUUAUCAGAGACUCGACGCUAACUGAAUUAUUUGGUCGGAUUCAAGAUAUGAGAUCAGCUUAUAAUCUUAUAUCUGCCAUUUUUACACUCAUUUUUGCCACAACUUUAUUACAUUAUGUGAUUGAUAACAAUGAAUUAUACGCUGACCUCCGAUGGCUUAACUGGUGUUUCAGUAAUAAUAAGUUUCAUUUAUUGGCUUUUGCUUGGCUUAAGAUGCAGAUGAGUGCUGUAUUGAUCUUAUAUCCAGUAUUAAGAAUAUGGUUGUGGAUAAAGGCUAACAAAAAGAUCAGCUCAGAUAUUCAUACAAUAAUUUUAGUAUUAAUUUCACUGUUAUAUCAAUCAUUUUUAUUCAUCUAUGGCUACAAAUUUGUUCAGAAAAAUUCAUUUUCAUGUGUUUGUCGAUUUGCUUUGCUUAUUGAACAAGUGAGAUUAUCAAUGAAAUCGCAUUCAUUUAUUAUUGAAAAUAGAUUCAGAAAUAUUGAAUACGGCAAAGAUAAAACUAGUCGUGAAGCGCCCACAUUAUCACAGUUGCUUUACUUUUUGAUAGCACCUACACUAUUAUAUCGGGAUAACUAUGCCAGGACCAGUAAAAUUCGGUGGCGUUUUGUUUUCUGGUACUUUUUCCAGGUUUUUCUCAUCAUAUUUGCUAUGUUUGCCAUUAGCUGGCGAUUUGUUGAACAUUAUUUCAAAUGGACGGGUGUUAAACCGUUUGAAACAAAACAGUUGAUUUACAUUUAUUUGAUGGCAUCGUUGGUCGGCAUUCAAUUGAAACUACUGUUAUUUUAUGGUAUGUUGCACUGUUGGCUCAACGGUUUUGCCGAAAUGUUGCGCUUCGGUGACCGAAAUUUCUACAAUGAUUGGUGGAAUUGUACCGAUUUUGUCACAUUUUAUCGCAAGUGGAACGGUGUGGUCCACGAGUGGCUCCGGGAGUAUAUUUUUAAGCCAACCCUAUAUUUAACAUCGGGUAAUAAGGGUGUGUCGGCACUGACUGUAUUUUUGGUGUCGGCUAUUAUUCACGAAUAUAUAUUGAGCGUAUCAUUUGGUUUUUUUCUACCGGUGCUUUUCUGUUCAUUUUUUAUAAUAGGAGUAAUGCUAUUUUUCAUCGGAAAAAUCAAGUUCAAGGUUUCGCAAAACAAGAGAUCUGCAAAAACAGAUUCACCGAAACAUAACUCAUCCGUCAAACAACAACAACAAGAAACUAAUGACAACUCAUUUUCAUUGGGAAAUAUGCUUAUGUUUAUGAGUUUGUGUCUGGGAUGGGGUUUAAUGUUAAUGUUGUAUAGUAUGGAAUCGUAUUCAAGAAUCAACUGUCCCUCCAAUGAUACAUCCCUUUCCAGUUAUCUAUGGCCACGUUUCUUGAGUUGUGUAAUCAUUAAUUAA
Messenger RNA from Oppia nitens, 1410 nucleotides. RefSeq names its product sterol O-acyltransferase 1-like. NCBI's taxonomy places the organism in Eukaryota, Metazoa, Arthropoda, Arachnida, Sarcoptiformes, Oppiidae. Gene Ontology annotation, cellular component: endoplasmic reticulum membrane. Gene Ontology annotation, biological process: cholesterol metabolic process. Bases 1 to 1410 code for a protein of 469 amino acids. The record is from RefSeq and is a predicted model, not a curated record. The transcript has 10 exons.